AUGGCACCGGCAUCAUCUACGAUAACAAAUAGACUGAAAGUUCAAUUGAAACUUUCCAUUGCGCGUCUACGUAUGGUACAGCAGAGAGAUGAAGCUUUAUCUAAACAGCAACGUCGUGCUAUAGCUCAGAUCCUCGAAGCUGGCAAGAUUGAGUCUGCUAAGAUUCGAGUCGAGAAUAUCAUUCGAUCUGAUGUAACGACGGAACUACAUGAGAUUCUUGAGCUCUACUGUGAACUUCUACUUGCACGAAUUAGACUUCUCGAGGGAUCUUCCUGUGAUAUAGGCCUCGAAGAAGCUGUCAAGAGUCUCAUCCAUGCUGCUCCACGGACAGAUGUUAAGGAGCUUCAGCAAGUGCGUGUGCUGCUGUGUGAAAAAUAUGGGAAGGAGUUUGCACUUUCGGCCAUUGAAAAUACAGAUUCAAAGGUGAGCGAGAAAGUCUUAAAAAAACUUGACAUUACGCCUCCAGUUGCGGAGCUGGUCAACGGAUAUCUCGAAGAAAUUGCUCGCACAUAUGGUGUUGACUGGCCCAAAAGAUCUGUUGACGAUGGUAUACCCCUUCCAGUCCACAGUGAUGAAAGCGAGGAUGAUGAACCCCCUUCACACGCAGAUCAACAUCAGAAUAUGGUUGAGACACCUGUCGCUCUUGUUGACGAUGCUGGUGCUGAGUUAGGUCGUGCUCUAUCACCACCUCGGAGCUUGGGUCCAUCAAGCCCACUUCGCGUGACGCCGCCAGGUCCCCGGACUGAUAAUCCUCAUCCAUGUAUCAAAGGCACAUCUGACUUGAAGCUGACACAGCAAGUGCAAAAUGUUGGUUUCAGAGCAAAGACAAGCGGCACUAAUCGAAAGGACCCGACUACUGGAUCUAUCCCAGAUGUUGACGAACUCGCCGCACGGUUUGCAGCAUUGAAAAAAUGA
Messenger RNA from Blumeria graminis f. sp. triticale, 915 nucleotides. The record is from the annotation of a GenBank genome assembly. NCBI's taxonomy places the organism in Eukaryota, Fungi, Ascomycota, Leotiomycetes, Helotiales, Erysiphaceae.